Molecule: messenger RNA, 612 nt
Organism: Oldenlandia corymbosa var. corymbosa
Lineage: Eukaryota; Viridiplantae; Streptophyta; Magnoliopsida; Gentianales; Rubiaceae
Source: the annotation of a GenBank genome assembly
AUGCUUGUAAAUCACAUCAGACAUCUCCAUCUUCAUCGGUCCUCCAUUGCCUCCUCUACUCCCCAAAAACUCGCUUCUGUGAGAAUUGGUAGUUUUCAUCAUUUUUCGAAAGAUGUGGCUCGUGUGCCUGUCAUAAGGGAUGUGGAGAUUGAAUGUGCAUUUAAGGACGUGAUGGCCACAAGCCAGGAUGAUCUUCCACCAGCUGUUGUCCACGAUGUGAAGAAAGCUUUGUCUAAAAGCAUAUAUGACAAGACUAGCCAGGGUACUUUAGCCAAUGUUCUCCGAGCUGUUGAGGCAGUUGAAGAGUUCACUGGAAUUUUAACCUCUUUGAAGAUGGCAAUUGGUGAUAGCAUUGGAUUGAGUGGUGAAGAUGUAAAGCCAAUGCCUGAAGAAUUUGUUAAAGCACUUGAAACUAUCUAUAACCGCUUUGAAGCAUACCUAGAAGCGCUUGGUCCAGAAGAGAUUUACCUGAAGAAGAAAGUAGAGAAUGAGUUGAGCACAAAAAUGAUACAUCUGAAAAUGAGGUGCAGUGGCCUCAAUAAAGAAUGGGGAAAGGUCACAGUUCUUGGGACUUCUGGACUUGCCGAGUCAUAUGUCGAGCAAAGAGCAUAA